AUGAACACUUUCAAAAGAUCAGAUAGAACCCAAUUAGUCAGUAGUUUUAAAAAAGAUUCUUCCUUAAAUAAGGAUAAAAAGCAGAAGGUUCGAUUUGAAAAUGAAUAGGGCACACGCUUUAAAACAGAAACGGAAAAUAAUUGA
Molecule: messenger RNA, 144 nt
Organism: Paramecium tetraurelia
Lineage: Eukaryota; Ciliophora; Oligohymenophorea; Peniculida; Parameciidae
Exons: 2
Source: RefSeq, a predicted model, not a curated record